AUGUCGAACCGAGGAACGAAGAAGAAUGUCGUACCAUCACAAAUCUGUGACAUGGACUUCAAGAUGGUCAAAGAGAUCAGAAACGAAAAACCAACUUCCAAGAAAGUAUGCCUUCGCCGGAAGCCUCUUGUUCGGGGAAGGCAAGUCAGGAGAAGGCAAGUUGAAGUAGAAGACAGACUGCGGCAAGUCAAAGAUAAAACAGCAGCAAUAGCGGCGAGGAACAAAGUAAUCGGAAUACUACAGAACGCAAACCUUCCGCCUAAAAACAUCACAAAAGCUGAACAGAAUGCUCUAAAAGACCUUCGCAACGACGAUACAAUUGUUAUUUUGCCCGCCGAUAAAGGCAAAGCGACUGUGAUACUGAAUCGUGACGAUUACGACAACAAGAUGGAGUCCAUCCUUCAAGACCGCUCCCAUUUCAGCGAACUAUCGGGUGACCCAACAGCUGCAUCUGAGAGAAAGAUUGUUGCCGCGCUCAGGAAACUCAGAACUAAGAAACUAAUUACGGACAGUCUGUACUGGAAACUUUUCACCUCCGACGGAGCGACACCGAAGAUAUAUGGCCUACCGAAAGUUCACAAGAACAAUUGUCCUCUGCGCCCCAUUGUGUCCUUCAUAGGUGCACCGUCCUAUAACGUGUCUAAAUUCCUGGCUGAACUGUUGGCACCUUUAAUGUACAAGAACGACCGGUCGGUGAAGAACUCUGCGGAAUUUUGUGAGCUCAUCCGUGACAUCCGCAUAGACGAUGGCGACGUCAUGAUGUCUUUUGAUGUCAUCUCCCUGUUUACAAACGUGCCCAUUGACGUAGCUCUGUCCGUAGUUCGAACGAAGCUGAGAGCUGACGUUGACUUAGAAGACCGCACUGAUCUUUCAGUUGAAGACAUUUUAGAACUUUUAAAGUUAUGCCUCAGACAAACCUUCUUCCAAUUCAAGAACAGGUUCUUUAAACAAACCGACGGAUGCCCCAUGGGCAGCCCAAUUUCAACGACCAUUGCCAAAUUAGUCAUGGAGUUUGUUGAAGACAAGGCCUUAGAGGACGCAGGACAAUUCAUCACCUUUUACAGACGUUAUGUUGACGACAAAUUUGUGAUUAUUAAGAAGAAUUUCACCAACACAUUCUUUGACAAGCUGAACAGCAUUCAUCCUAACAUCCAGUUCACGUGCGAGGAGGAGAAAGAGAAAAAGAUCGCCUUUUUGGAUGUCCUCGUGCAAAGAGACCCGUGCGGAAACUUGAAGACCUCGGUUUACAGAAAACCGUGCGACACAGAUGCUAAGGUCUUGAAGAUGCUGCCUUUAAGAUAUAUUGAUGAAGAGGAUACGGACACUGCAUUGGAAGCAGACGACAGCCCUGAAUUACUGCCACUUCCCCUUACGAACGUUUACAAUGAGAGCAAUGAGCGAUGUUACACAUGCGACCAUUGUUGUGAACUCUACCAGAUCUCUGUCUACAGCCAAAAGAUGGGCAUCUCCGCGAAGCUGAGGGACGAACUCUUGGAAUUGCUACAAGCCAUGGUGAUGUUUAAAUCCGGCCCACCAGGCUUUCUGCUGCUACAGCCUCAACCUACGCCGAUCUGGCUGCAGUUGGGAAAAGGGGAAAACACAAAGCUGAACGAUGAUGCUUCCGAUGCGGAAAGCAAUACCACGGGGCGCAAGAUUCUAGAAGUAGCUCCUGACUACGUUGUGCACAUUGUAACGGCAGGCACCUAA
Messenger RNA from Ornithodoros turicata, 1707 nucleotides. RefSeq lists its product as uncharacterized. The record is from RefSeq and is a predicted model, not a curated record. Lineage: Eukaryota; Metazoa; Arthropoda; Arachnida; Ixodida; Argasidae. Bases 1 to 1707 code for a protein of 568 amino acids. The transcript is spliced from 6 exons.